This is a messenger RNA of Hipposideros armiger (great roundleaf bat), 1895 nucleotides long. It is a transcript of the gene SSTR5, whose product is annotated as somatostatin receptor 5. Gene Ontology annotation, cellular component: neuron projection; plasma membrane. Gene Ontology annotation, biological process: neuropeptide signaling pathway; cellular response to glucocorticoid stimulus; regulation of insulin secretion. The coding region runs from base 99 to 1196 and encodes 365 amino acids. The record is from RefSeq and is a predicted model, not a curated record. The transcript has 2 exons. Gene Ontology annotation, molecular function: somatostatin receptor activity; neuropeptide binding. NCBI's taxonomy places the organism in Eukaryota, Metazoa, Chordata, Mammalia, Chiroptera, Hipposideridae.
CCCGGAGCCGGAGAGAGCGUCGCGGGAGGCAUUUGGCUUCCCGCGGGCCAGAGAUCGCCGCCGCUGGAGAGGACAGGCCACUGGCCUCGGUGGCUGAGAUGGAGCCUCUGUUCCCCACCUCCACACCAGCGGGCUGGAACACCUCCUCCGCAGCUACCAGUGGAGGUGGUGAGAAUGGGACGAUGGCGGGGCCCGCGCCCUCACCGGGGGCCCGCGCGGUGGUGGUGCCUGUGAUUUAUCUGCUGGUGUGCACAGUGGGACUGGGUGGCAAUAUGCUGGUCAUCUACGUGGUGCUGCGCCAUGCCAAGAUGAAAACGGUGACCAACAUCUACAUCCUCAACCUGGCAGUGGCCGACGUGCUCCUCAUGCUGGGGCUGCCCUUCCUGGCCACGCAGAACGCCGUCUCCUACUGGCCCUUUGGCCCCGUGCUCUGCCGCCUGGUUAUGACGCUGGAUGGCAUCAACCAGUUCACCAGCAUCUUCUGCCUGACGGUCAUGAGUGUGGACCGCUACCUGGCCGUUGUCCACCCCAUCCGCUCCACACGGUGGCGUCGCCCACGAGUGGCCAAGCUGGCCAGCGCUGCGGUCUGGACCUUCUCGCUGCUCAUGUCUCUGCCGCUGGUGGUCUUCGCGGACAUCCAGGAAGGCUGGGAUACCUGCAACCUCAGCUGGCCGGAGCCUGUGGGCCUGUGGGGAGCCGUCUUCAUCAUCUACACGUCCGUGCUGGGCUUCUUUGGGCCACUGCUGGUCAUCUGCCUGUGCUACCUGCUCAUCGUGGUGAAGGUGAAGGCAUCGGGUGUGCGCGUGGGGUCCGCACGGCGGCGCUCAGAGCGCAAGGUGACGCGCAUGGUGGUGGUGGUGGUGCUGGUGUUCGUGGGCUGCUGGCUGCCCUUCUUCAUCAUCAACAUCGUCAACCUGGCCGUCGUCCUGCCCGAGGAGCCCGUUGCCGCUGGCACCUACUUCUUCGUGGUCAUCCUGUCCUAUGCCAACAGCUGCGCCAACCCUGUGCUCUAUGGCUUCCUCUCUGACAACUUCCGCCAGAGCUUCCGGAAGGUUCUGUGCUUCCGCAAGGACUAUGGCACUGAGGACGUGGAUGCCACGGAGCCACGGCCCAACAAGAGCAGCCGGCUACAGGAGGCCACGCUGGCCACACGCAGCUCUGAGGCCAAUGGGCUCAUGCAAACCAGCAGGUUGUAGAAGGCCCCUGGCGGCCCCUGCCUGGUCUGAAUUUCCCGCUGGGCAGGGCCAUAGGCCAAGCCCUCCCCUAAGACACGGGCCCUGUUGAGGUGCCCCCCAGCAGCCUGGAUGCUCUCCACGGUGUGAGGACAGCUGUCUGGGGGCAAGGCUGUGGGUGGUCCUGCAGUGUCGGGCUGCCACUUCCACCUGCCUAUUCUCAUGCAGGCCAGGGUUCGGGGGUCUUAGGGGGUGGGCGGGAGAGGCCCAGGGGUACCAGCCUCCCAGGCCAGGGGAGUGGCCAUUAGUGUGAGCUGCGUGACCGCCCACCCAGCCCUAUCUUCUCAUCACACGUGCCCUUCCUCAGCUCAGCCCUGCUUCACCUGGUCAGCAUCAAGUGCUACUCUGUGACAUUAAAGAUGCUGAAUGUGCUGGGUUCUGGCCUAUGCCCCACCCCCUCCACCCCUGCCUUCUGGGACCUGGGAGCUAUUGACUUUGGAGGUGGCAGAUGUGAGGGAAUAAGCUGCAAACGCCCCCAGGGCAUCUACGUGAUGCCAGAGGAGACUCCUGGCCUGCCAAGCCAACCCCGCUACUGCAUCUCCCUUCCUGCUGGCCCCUGGCCCCUGGUGUGGGGAGCCAGGCGCCGGGGCCAUUUGUUCCACUGUGGGAGUGUGUGGGGAAGAAGGCAGCAAGCACAAAGGGGCUGAGGUUGGAGGUGGGGAG